Molecule: messenger RNA, 4722 nt
Organism: Eptesicus fuscus (big brown bat)
Lineage: Eukaryota; Metazoa; Chordata; Mammalia; Chiroptera; Vespertilionidae
Gene: FRMD4B
Product: FERM domain containing 4B
Exons: 23
Coding region: 189-3281 (1030 amino acids)
Biological process (GO): establishment of epithelial cell polarity
Cellular component (GO): bicellular tight junction; cytoskeleton; adherens junction
Source: RefSeq, a predicted model, not a curated record
CGGGGCCCUGGGUGCCAGCCGCGGCCGUUGGCUGGCGCGCGCCCAACCCGGGCAUGCCCCCGGCGCCGGCCAGCUCGCGCGGGGCGAGGCCAGUGGUGAAAGGCUGACCCGGCUGCCGGCAGAACCGGCGGCGGAGCCCAGGGCUGGGGCGGCAGCGGCGGAGCCGGCACGGACGAGGCGGGCGAGGCAUGGCCUCGGGGUUCACGUGCGGCGUGGAGGACCUGCUGUUCAGCGGCGGCCGCUUCGUGUGGAACCUGACGGUGUCCGCGCUGCGGAGAUGGUACGCGGAGCGGCUGCGGGCUUGCCACCAGGCGCUGCGGACGUGGUGCGGGCUGCGGGCCGUGUACCAGAUGACAGAGGGCAGGCACUGCCAGGUGCACCUCCUGGACGACCGGCGGCUGGAGCUGCUGGUGCAGCCCAAGCUGCUCGCCCGGGAGCUGCUGGACCUCGUGGCUUCGCAUUUCAACCUGAAAGAGAAGGAGUACUUUGGAAUCACGUUUACAGAUGACAUAGGUCAGCAGAACUGGCUGCAGUUAGAUCACCGGGUUCUGGACCAUGAUUUGCCCAAGAAACCAGGCCCAGCCAUUUUGCACUUUGCGGUGAGGUUUUACAUCGAGAGCAUUUCGUUCCUGAGGGACAGGACCACCGUGGAGCUGUUCUUCCUGAACGCGAAGGCCUGUGUGCACCAGGGGCAGAUCGAAGUGGACAGCGAAACCGUCUUCAGGUUGGCGGCGCUGGCUUUGCAGGAAGCCAAAGGGGAUUUCACCAGUGAUGAAAAUGCCAGGAAAGAUUUAAGGACACUCUCAGCCUUCCCAACCAGAACUCUUCAGGAGCAUCCGUCCCUUGCUUACUGUGAGGACAGGGUGAUUGAGCAUUAUUUGAAAACCAGAGGUCUGACCCGCGGCCAAGCUGUGGUCCAAUAUAUGAAAAUAGUAGAAGCUCUACCGACCUACGGAGUCCAUUAUUACGCAGUAAAGGAUAAACAAGGACUUCCUUGGUGGCUUGGAAUCAGCUAUAAAGGAAUUGGCCAGUAUGACUUACAAGAUAAAGUGAAACCUCGGAAACUAUUCCAGUGGAAACAGCUGGAGAACUUAUAUUUCCGUGAGAAAAAAUUUGCUGUUGAAGUUCACGAUCCACGGAGGAUUUCGGUGUCAAGAAGGACCUUUGGGCAAAGUGGCCUCUUUGUGCAAACCUGGUAUGCACACUCUUCGCUCAUCAAGUCCAUCUGGGUGAUGGCCAUCAGUCAGCACCAGUUUUACUUGGACCGGAAGCAAAGCAAAGCAAAAAUUCCUUCAGCCAGAAGUUUAGACGAUAUCGCGAUGGACUUGACGGAGACGGGAACCCCGAGGACCUCCAAACUGGUCACUCUGGAGGCAAAAAGCCAGUUCAUUAUGGCCAGCAAUGGCAGCUUAAUCUCCUCAGGUUCUCAAGACUCGGAAGUUAGUGAGGAGCAAAAGAGAGAGAAAAUCCUGGAACUCAAGAAGAAGGAAAAGCUGUUGCAAGAAAAGCUCCUGAAAAAAGUCGAGGAGCUUAAGAAGAUCUGUUUGCGGGAGGCUGAGCUCACGGGCAAAAUGCCAAAGGAGUACCCGCUGGGCAUCGGCGAGAAACCUCCUCAGGUCAGAAGGCGUGUGGGCACCGCGUUCAAAUUAGAUGACAACUUGCUCCCCAGUGAAGAGGACCCUGCUUUGCAAGAGCUGGAGAGCAAUUUCCUAAUACAGCAAAAGCUGGUGGAAGCUGCAAAGAAACUUGCCAGUGAGCCAGACCUGUGUAAAACCGUGAAGAAAAAACGAAAGCAAGAUUACACGGAUGCAGUGAGAAAGCUCCAGGAGAUUGAAAACGCGAUAAAUGAAUACCGAAUCAGGUGUGGGAAGAAGCCGACCCAGAAAGGGACAGGUACCUUACCAGAAGACAUAAUCCCCUCAGAAAGCAGCUCCUUGUCCGACACUACCGCCGGUGAUGAUCCCAAUGACACCUUCGCUCUUGCUGGGCAGCGAUCAAGUUCAGUGCCUCAUUCUCCAAGAAUCCUCCCCCCCAAGUCCCUGGGUAUCGAGCGAAUCCACUUCAGAAAGUCGUCCAUCGGGGACCAGCUGGUGGAUGCCAGGCAGCCCAGAGAAAUGCUGUCGACACACAGCAGCCCUUACAAAACCCCGGAGAGGCGGCCCCCGGGAGGGCGAAGCAUGCCCAGCACCCCCGUGCUCACCCGCAAUGCCUACAGCAGCAGCCACUUAGAGCCCGCCUCCUCCCAGCACUGCCGCCAGCGGAGUGGCAGCCUGGAGUCCCAGUCGCACCUGCUGUCGGAGCUGGACCACGACGGGCCGUUCUUCUCCCUCUGCCGGGCCCAGCGCAGCAGCAGCACCGAGGUCCUGGACGACGGCUCCUCCUGCACCAGCCAGUCCAGCGCCGAGUACUACUGCGUGCCGCCCGCCGCCGGCCCCCGCCACAGCGCCCACACCCUGGACGCCCGCGCCCGGGGCCGGCGGAGGUCCAAGAAGCAGAGCGCCGCCCCGUCGAGCUCGGGGAGCAUGCCCAACCUUGCGCAGAGGGACAGCCUGAGGAACGGCGUCCACGCCCAGGGCCACGAGCAGCCUUCCUCCUACUACAUCGGGUGCACGCCCUUCGCGGAGUGUGACCUGUACUACAGCGGCGGCUACGUCUACGAGAACGACACGGAGGGACAGUACAGUGUCAAUCCUUCCUACCGCUCCUCCGCCCACUAUGGAUACGACCGCCCGAGGGACUACAGCAGGUCCUUCCAUGAAGACGAGGUGGACCGGGUGCCCCCGAACCCCUAUGCCACCCUCCGGCUGCCCAGGAGGGCCGCGGGCUCUGAGCGCGUCACCAAGCACGUCCACAAGGCCCUGGUGGCAGAGCACCUGCGCGGCUGGUACCAGCGGGCCUCGGGGCAGAAGGAGCAGGGCCACAGCCCGCAGAGCAGCGUGGACUCGGACCGGGCGUCACAGCGAUGCCUGGGGCUGGCGGGGCUGCAGGUGCCCUGCUCGCCAGGCAGCCGCGCGUCUUCCUACUCCUCAGUGUCUUCUACGAACGUCUCCGGGAUCUGGCGGACCCAGAUGACAGCAGGGCUUUCUGAGUACGAGGCCCCAGCACAUCCUUCCUACACCAGCUGCUACGGCAGCUUCUGCAGCCCGCUGCCCUCUCCAGGCAGGCAGUACGCAGAGGCCGGGGCCCUGGACGGCGCGGCCGGCCGGCGGGCGGGCGGCCUGGAGGCGGCCGAGCAGGGGCUCCUCUGGCACGAAGACUCCAAGCCCGGGACCUUAGUCUGAGCCGAGCGGCUCCCCUGCCCGCGAUCUCACUGUGUGCCUUGGAAUGCGUUCAUCUCCCCAGAGGCUGUUUGGCAUCAGAGGAUGAAAAGAGGACUCCCCUCGCUCCGUAGUGAACCCCACCCUCCGCCGCACAAAGCCCCCGGACACCUGCCUUCCACGUCCAGGCCUCCCUGGCGGAGCGGCAGGGCCACCAGCCCACAUGGCCCAGGGCGGCUUUCCCCAAAGCGAGCACUUGGAAAGGGGAGGAAAGCUGCGGAGGGCACCCCCAGACCUGUGAGGAGCGCCGCCAGCAUCGCCCAGGGCAGCGCAGCGGGGCUUGCAGAGCACAGUUCCCAGUGAAUGGCGGGAGCCGGCCGCGCUGCCCCGGAAGCGGCUCCAGAGCUGCCGGGGAGGAUGCUGCUUCCCCCAGGGACCACGAGACAGUAUUGGAGAAUUACUUGAAGAGGAGCUGGGUUUUCAUGAAGUUCUGAACGAGUGUACGUGUCUUUAGGUUUAUAGAGUGACGGUCUUCAUAAGCACCAGACGGUGGGUCCCACACAGACGUGCUGCGUGGCGCCCUGCAAUGACCCCAGGGCCCGGGACCGCAGCCCUGGGAGCUGGCCACCUGCUGGGGGGCAUCCAGGUCCCAGCCCCCCUCUCCCCCCGUUUCCUUCCUGCACCAGUCCAGGAGGAGCUGUUAUUCAGGCUGUUAACGCUCCAACGUGGCUGUCAUUUGAAAUGGCAGACUUGAUAUGGAAAGUUUAUAAUCAAGAAUUUGAAAUAGUAGUUUGAGGUGAUACGGAAAGAACCCAAAACAAAAUAAAGAAAAAAAAAGCACAUCAUGUUAGAUGAAUUGUGUGCCUUAAAAUGGUGACUUGUUAGAAAAGUGAGCUAUUGUCUGAAUUCCACAGGGAGUUCUAAGUCACCAAGUGACACAAACCAGAUUAGUCAUUGAAAGUACAGAAACUCCAAGCUGCGGUAGAUUUAAUUAUGAGGCUAAAACUACCUCAUACUUUCCGUGGAAGAACUAAUUAGCUAUGGUUAUGGUUGAGUUUUUUUAAACAAAUAUUUCCAUAUUCCAGAUCUUUGUCUUCUUUACUCUGCUUCAGAAUUCCAUAACAGGUGCUCCUUCCCCCUUUUAUACAGGUUUCUUGUUCAUAUUGUGACUAGAGCAGUUUCUGAACAACUUUUUGGAACAUUUUUCUAUCUAUAUUCCAAAGCAUGUAGUAUUUACAUAAAGUGGAUUUGUUAAACUGGUCCUUAGUCAUUUGUAUCAUUAAAAAUGAAGUUUGGGGGGAGGGGAGUUGGAACAAAAAAAGACAUGCAAAAAAUAACAUUCCUUUUGCAUACUUGUAUAGCCUUCUAGAAACAGGAAUACCCUUUUGCAUAUUCUUUUACUGUUCUGACUUUGUAAGACCUGUUAUUUUUACACAGGUCAAUAAACUGAAGUGUGCUACUGAAA